This is a messenger RNA of Ichthyophthirius multifiliis, 940 nucleotides long. RefSeq lists its product as hypothetical. Gene Ontology annotation, molecular function: oxidoreductase activity. The transcript is spliced from 4 exons. Lineage: Eukaryota; Ciliophora; Oligohymenophorea; Hymenostomatida. The record is from RefSeq and is a predicted model, not a curated record.
AUGCAUCUAAAUAAAUUAGGCAAUAAAAAAGGUUCAAUCCCUUAAGUAGGAUUUGGUACAUAUUAAUUACAAGGAAAUAACUGUAAAUAAGCCAUAUUUGAAGCGCUAAAAUUAGGUUAUAAUCAUAUAGAUACCGCAAGUAUAUACAAAAACGAAUAAGAAAUAAAUUUAAUAAUAAAUGAUAAACAAUUAAAUAUCUAAAGAGAAAAUUUAUUUAUAACGUCUAAAAUAUCACCGGCAGAAUAAGGUACACAAAAUUCUUUAAAUGCAGUUGAAUAGAUAUUAAAAAGGCUAAAUGUUUCUUAUUUAGAUUUAGUUUUGAUUCAUUGGCCUGGAGUAAGUAAAUAUAAAUUAGAUGAUCCUAAAAUAGCUUAAAUAAGAUUAGAAUCAUGGAAAAGUUUGAUAGAUUUAAAAAAUAAAGGUGUAGCAAAGCAUAUAGGAGUUAGUAAUUUUAAUAUUAAUCAUUUAUAGCAUUUGUUUGAAAAUAGUGAUGUUAAACCUGAAGUUAAUUAAUUUGAAAUACAUCCUUUAUGUUAUGAUAAAUAACUUAUUAAAUUUUGUGAAGAUAAUAAUAUAAUAAUUGAAGCAUAUAGUUCUUUAGCAAGAUAGGAUGAAAAAGUGAUUAAAAAUCAAUUUAUUGUAAAUUUGAGUUUAAAAUAUAAAAAAACUGUUCCUUAAAUUUUACUUAGAUGGGCAAUUUAGCAUAAUUUUGUAAUUAUUCCAAAAUCAAAAACUCCUAAAUAUAUAUAAGAAAAUUUAAAUAUUUUUGAUUUCGAAAUUAGUUAAGAAGAUAUGUAAAAAUUAGAUGAUAUGAAUUAGAAUUAUCAUACUUGCUGGGACCCUUCUGCUGUAUUAUAUUGAAAAAAUUUCUUUUAAAAAAUUCUAUAUUAUUUAUCUAUUAAAGUUUUAAGAUAUUUGUAUUUUUAUUAAAAUAAUUUUC